Sinocyclocheilus rhinocerous is the source of this 1596-nucleotide messenger RNA. RefSeq names its product HEAT repeat-containing protein 1-like. Gene Ontology annotation, biological process: maturation of SSU-rRNA from tricistronic rRNA transcript (SSU-rRNA, 5.8S rRNA, LSU-rRNA); positive regulation of transcription by RNA polymerase I. NCBI's taxonomy places the organism in Eukaryota, Metazoa, Chordata, Actinopteri, Cypriniformes, Cyprinidae. Gene Ontology annotation, molecular function: snoRNA binding. The transcript is spliced from 12 exons. The record is from RefSeq and is a predicted model, not a curated record. Gene Ontology annotation, cellular component: t-UTP complex; 90S preribosome; small-subunit processome. The annotation marks the transcript as partial.
AAAACAGAGAGGAAAUAAAUUACGCAAGCAGAUUCUCACACGUGGAAGCUGGUGUGACAACUUCAAUCAAAGAUGACAUCAUUAGCACAUCAGUUGAAGCGGCUGGCUUUGCCACAGAAUGACUCUAAUCUGCUCAGCCGGAGAGUGGUGGCCUCUGUGCUCUUUGACCCUAAAGAUGCUGCCAGCAUGGACCGCAGCACCUUCUAUGCCCUGGGCUGCACGGGACUUGAGGAGCUGAUGGGUAUUGAUCCAGCAUUCAGUGAGUUUCAGGAGACUCUGUUUAGUCAAGCCUCUUUGGCUUUAGAGCGCAGUGUUCAGAGCAAAGAGGUGAACAAGAAACUGGACGAGAGCAUCUCACUCUUUCUCACUCGACUGUCACCUUACUUUCUGCUCAAGCCUGCUCUGAAAUGCAUUGAAUGGCUAAUACACAGAUUCCACGUUCAGCUGUACAACCAGGACAGCCUGAUUGCUUGUGUUUUACCAUAUCAUGAGACUAAAGUGUUUGUACGAGUGAUCCAGCUUUUAAAGAUAGAAGAUCCAACCCACAAAUGGCACUGGCUGCAUGGACUUCAGAAACCUGGUGUUCCCUUGGCCCGAGGAUCUCUGCUCACACACUGCUAUAAGGAUUUGGGCUUCAUGGAUUUCAUUUGUUCUAUGAUCACAGAUUCAGUAAAGGCAUACUCUGGAUUCGUCAGGGAUAGGAACUGUCCGCAGCUGCGUGUGAUUUUCUCUUUCUAUGCAUCCACCAUUGUUUCUGCACUUGAUGCAGUGGAAAAGAUAACUAACUCUAUUAUUGCCAAACUGCUUCCAUUUGUACAGCUGGGACUGAAAUCUAACCUUUUAGACUACGGGGCUGCCACUUACAUGAUCGUGUGUCAGAUGGCAGUGAAGGUAGUAAUGGAGGCUCAGCUGGUUGACUCUCUGACUGUUCAGUUGUGCAAGUCUCUACGUCGAAUGCCUCGGCUGUCCAGAGAGGGUUUGAGCUGCAUUGUCAUCCUCUUGCAGAACCAGAAAGAAGGAAUUGUUGGUCCAAAGGCAUUUGGAUACAUGUGUGCUAUCCCCACCCUGGUGUCCACUCUCCAGAGUAUAGCAACAGUUCAUGACAUCAGUCCCCUGCUGCGUUAUCUGCUGCCCCAUCUCAUACACUUUGUGAUGACCCAGGAUGAUGAGCAGCAGAAUGAAAGUUUGUCAGACAGUACUGGACUAUUACAGUCAGUGUUUCAGGACCUUCCACUGUCUGGCAACCUGGAGAACACUGCAGCCAAGCUGCUUCUUGAGGAGUAUGUUUCCUGCAGCAUUGAGCUUCCCUCAGAUAGGAUUUCAGCUCUUAAUCAAAGAAUUCAAUCUACUGUACGACAGUUUGAAUCCAGGUAUCCAUGUGCACUGGAUGUGGCACUGGAAAAUCUUGUCAAAAAAGUGUCAUCUGACCAUGAAAAAACAGUGCUUCAUCAGUUCAUCUCUCUAACUAUGAGCUGUGGAAAAUAUCAAAUCCUGCCAGAUUCAGACACCUCUCUGAUGCUCAGUCUGAAUCAUCCACUACCUUCUGUGAGAAAUAUGGCUGUAGACUACCUGAAGGAGAUCCUCACCUCAGAACAU